Messenger RNA from Dioscorea cayenensis subsp. rotundata (Guinea yam), 1499 nucleotides. RefSeq names its product protein DEFECTIVE IN MERISTEM SILENCING 3-like. NCBI's taxonomy places the organism in Eukaryota, Viridiplantae, Streptophyta, Magnoliopsida, Dioscoreales, Dioscoreaceae. The coding region runs from base 136 to 1296 and encodes 386 amino acids. The transcript is spliced from 7 exons. The record is from RefSeq and is a predicted model, not a curated record.
GUUCAUUCACACAUUCAGCAAACUCUUCUCCGACCUUCCUCCGCCAGCCUCCGCAAUUCCUUCAAGCGCCGAUUCAGCUUGCUAGCUGUGGAGCUCAUCGGUGGAAAUAGUUGCUUUCUACUGCCUGAAAGUUGAAUGGAGGAAGAUCCUCAAAAGAUAGAGUCAAUGAUAAGCAGUUCUGAGAAAGUGGAUGCUGAUUUACAAGAUCUUGGGCUGAAAGUUAAUUAUCAUGAGAAAAAUCUGGCAUUUCUCAAUGCUGAGAUGAGCACUCUCUCUGAAUCAGUUAUUGACUUACAAGCUGAACCUGAACUUGCGGUAUAUGAUAUAUCUCAUGUAAAUGAAGAAACAAGCAACCAUGAAUGUCAGAUUCAAACUAUGAAGCAUACAAUCGAACACAUACUGGAGAAGGAGAAAACAGCAGCUGGCAUAAUAUGCCAGCUGAGAAUUCGUCAUGUAUCUCAAGCAUCAAAGUUACCAUUGACAAAGGAUGUUGUUGGUGUUGUUGUUACACUUGGAAGUGUAAAGGACGAGAAUCUUAGCAGGCUUUUAUCUGAAUACUUGGGUUCAGAAACCAUGUUGGGUGUUGUUUGCAAGACUUUUGAAGGCAUAAAGGCCCUUGAAAAGUAUGACAAAGAAGGCAUGAUUGACAAGAAUUUUGGCCUUCAUGGUCUUGGACCGUCAAUUGGCAGACUCCUUGAGGGAAGAUUUCUUGCCAUCAGUCUUGAAAAUUUAAGAGCAUAUCCUGGUGGAUUUUUAGCUGGUGAUCCACAAAAGAGACUUGAUUUUCCAAAGCCGAGAUUACCAGAUGGCAAAUGCCCACCAGGUUUUCUAGGUUUUGCAGUAAACAUGAUUGAUUUGGAUGAUGAUCACUUAAGUUGUCUCACAGUCAAUGGCCAUGGUCUAAGGGAAACCUUAUUUUAUAACCUGUUUUCCUACUCACAAGUAUAUAGAAGCAGGGCUGAGAUGGAGCUUGCAAUGCCUUGCAUAAGUGACGGUGCUAUUUCUUUAGAUGGGGGAAUGAUUAAAACCAAUGGUCUUUUUUAUCUUGGGGCGAGGAAGGACGACAUAUUAAGAUUUCCAACAAGUUUUGGAAAACCAACCAGACCAAAGGAGAUUCACGAGACACGGGAGAAAAUGAAGGUUUUGCAAUGGAAAAAAGAGAGGCUGGCUGAAGAUAUUCUAAGAGAAAAGGCUUUGUUAAAGAAGGCGAAAGACGCCUUCCAUGCCAAACGAAAAGACUAUGAGAAGUUCCUCAAUGAUGCACGUCAGUAUAUACUAAAGGUACUGCCAAAUUGAAUCUUUUAUGAUAGAGCAUGAUAACCCCCAAUUCAUAGCAAGCCAGAUUUAGUUUUACAGAUUAUAUCUGAUUACAUCAUUCCCAUAUGAUUGUUACUGUAGAGAACUAUUCAUGUUGAAUAUGCAAAUGACAUUAACUUAUUCUGGUGGUGAGAUGAACCAGUUAAAAGAAUUUGAUCAAGUUUUUGACAUUUAAAUUUCAA